Messenger RNA from Falco peregrinus (peregrine falcon), 3816 nucleotides. RefSeq names its product transmembrane protein 260 (gene TMEM260). The record is from RefSeq and is a predicted model, not a curated record. The coding region runs from base 1448 to 3502 and encodes 684 amino acids. The transcript has 16 exons. NCBI's taxonomy places the organism in Eukaryota, Metazoa, Chordata, Aves, Falconiformes, Falconidae.
CUCUUGGCCAUCGCUGGCUUUGGAUCUAAUUCCUUAUAGAUAAAUGUGCUUUUAAUGUAUGCAGGUAUUUUACAGCUUCAGUAUGUGUGGAGAGAGAAAUAUGUAUUUUGACUACAACUCCUUAAAGUUUGCUCUUAGUUUUUGUUUAGAGUUACACGGAAUACGGUGCUACUUGGUAAAAGCAGGAUGAUUUUGUCUAGCUAGGUGUAAGGCAGCAUGUACGUACUCAGUGUGGCUCUUUGCACACAAAUGUAAAGUUGAGCAGUGAUCCGAGUGAGGGUUAUUUGAUUUGAAGAUAACAGGAGGGAGCUGUAUUUGCAUUAUACCAAGCUCAUCCUGGUUAGCUGGCUCCCAGAGGUGCAACCUUGUGUUGUCCGUUUUCCCUGUUCCCGUGUUUGGAUCAGAGGGACCCUGUUGUCAGAGCUGUAUUAAAAGGAUUUCUUUUUAAACACCACCUCCAUAGAGCUUGCACCCCAUGCUGCAGAUGAGGGGUGCAAGCGUGCCCUGGCUAGGCUGGCCAGUGUGCGCCCUGACAGCUUGUGCAUCUGCUCCCCAGUCUGUAAAAGGGCUGGCUUUGCUUCUUCUGGUUCUAUCAGUUAAUACAUGAUCGAUAUAUUUACAAUUACUACCAUUUUGUCUUUUAAAGUACUCCCUGAUGGGAAACACGUGCCUAUGACUGUGCAGGGUGCCUGUGCUCCAAGCUGUUCAUACUUCACGAAGCUUCAGAAACCUGGUUUUUAAUUGUACUUGAGCUUGGGUUUUGCCUCCGGGAUGUAAAUAACCAUUAGCACCCUUUACGGAGUGGGAUGCAGGCUCUCCUGAUGAGGUGAUGAAUCAAUGUUGGGAUUCGUACCUUGCUUGAUGUGAAUUAUCCUGGUAGAUGCAGCGAAUGGCCCAGCAGCACAAGCAUGGGUUCACCUCACUGUGAUGGGUUAUUGUGGUUAUUUUAUCCCAUUUUGGAGGCAGGAGGGGGAUUGUUCUUUCCCUAAUUUCCAAAGGCACCCUGGUUCUUCCUAACACAGCAGCUGUGUGUAUAGAAAUGCACAUACACAAGUGCAGUGUGCAUCGCUCCUCUGCUAAUAACUAUUGUCAGAGGUAUCAGGACACUGAGUGGCUGUGAGCUGCAAACGGGGCAGCAGAGAGGUGCCCCAGGAAAGGCCGGACAGGGAGACUGGGUACUUUAUUGUAUUGGAGGAAAUCUGUCAGGACAGUGUCCCCCAGCUAGCACUAUGACCUUACUCUCUGCCUCUCCUAUUUUUUAAAUUUACUUUAUUUUUGCAUUUUCUUCUAAAUCUGCUGCCAGAGUUGUGUGUGUUUACUGGAGCUGAACAGAGAUGGGCUCAUCCCUGCUGCCCUUUCGUGCCCAUCCCAGUCAGCAGCCACCCCAUCGUGCUGUGUUAAGACUUUUUGGGGUCAUUCCCCUGGCUUCCCAUGGCCCCAGCAGCCCAUGGGAUGCUUUAGCACUGCCGCCUGGCUGGAGUCCCCUGGAAGGUCUCUGCACGGCCCCGCUCAAGGGGAGCUGAUCACAGCCGCAUAUGAGCUUGGAGUCGCCCACCCUCCUGGCUACCCCUUGUUCACGCUGCUGGCCAAAGUGGCGACGGGGCUGCUGCCCAUCGGCUCCCCCGCCUACCGGGUCAAUCUCCUCUGCGGCUUGUUGGGAGCAGCUGCCGCCUCUUUGCUUUUUUACACGGUUUUCAGGCUUUCUGGCUCGUACGCUGGAGGAAUCCUUGCUGCGGGGGUGUUUUCAUUUUCUCGUCUAACAUGGCAGUGGUCCAUCGCGGCGGAGGUUUUCAGCUUAAACAAUCUGUUUGUGGGGCUGCUGAUGGCUCUCACCGCCCAUUUUGAGGAGGCAUCCACUGCAAAAGAGAGAUCAAAGAUCUCUAAAUUUGGUGCCUUUUGCUGCGGGCUCAGUUUGUGCAAUCAGCACACAAUAGUGCUUUAUGUUGCCUGUAUUGUGCCUUGGGUUCUCUCCCGGCUUUUCAGAAGGACGGAAUUGUCCCUAGGCCAUUUGCUGAAGUUGGGUUUAUGCUUCUUGGCUGGUUUGCUGCCUUAUCUCUAUCUGCCGGCUUCAUCCUACCUCAAUCGAGCCCGUUGGACAUGGGGAGACCAGACGACUUUUCAAGGAUUUUUGACCCACUUUCUCAGGGAAGAAUAUGGGACAUUCAAUCUGGCCAAGUCUGAGACAGGAUCCAGUAUGAGAGAGAUGCUGUUUUUUCAGCUGGCGCAGAUGAAGUCAGAGCUCUCCCUUCCCGUCCUCAUCCUGGCACUCGUGGCCUGUGUGAGCGCAGCACUGCUGCCAAAGAUGCAAAAAUCAUCCGUGACCUGGCUCUUUGGUGGAAUGUUCUGUCUUUAUUCCCUCUUCUUUGCUUGGAGAGCAAAUUUGGAUAUUACAAAACCUCUCUUUCUGGGCGUGGUGGAGCGGUUCUGGCUGCAGAGCAGUGCCGUGGUGGCUGUGCUGGCAGGGCUGGGGCUGGCCACACUCACCUCGGUUGGAAGUGCCAUGCUGGAGGGCAGCCGGGUGCUGCCGUGGCUGGAGUGGUCUUCUGCUCUCGCUCUUGUUGUUUCUCAAGUUUGGGCAAAUUACAGCGCUUGUGAUCAAAGCAACAACUAUGUUGUUGAUAAGUUUGCAAGGAAUCUGCUGUCCUCUAUGCCGAUGGGUGCAGUCAUCUUGCUAAGGGGAGACUUACCCGGGAAUGGUCUUCGUUACGUCCAUUAUUGCGAAGGGAUGAGGCCAGAUGUCACCUUAGUGGACCAGGAGAUGAUGACUUAUGAAUGGUAUUUACCCAAGCUGGCAAAACAUUUACCUGGCGUUUAUUUUCCUGGGAACCGGUGGAAUCCUGUGGAAGGAGUAUUACCUGAUGGGACACUUGCUUUUAAUCUCCACCGUUUCCUCAAAGUAAAUAAACACAAGGAGGUGUUUGUCUGCAUAGGUCUUCAUGAAGGUGACUCAACCUGGAGAAGGAGCUAUUCGCUUUGGCCCUGGGGUACCUGUGAAAAAUUAGUUCCUUCUGAUGUUGUGUUUGACCCAGGAGAGUGGAUUCAUCUUACAAGAAAUCUCUACAACUGGACUGAAGACUAUGGCAGUUUCAAGCCCUCUUCCUGGGAAGCUGUUGCCAAUGAAGAGAUGUGGCAAGCCAGGAUGAAAACAGCUUUCUUUAUAUUUGACCUUGCAGAAACUGCCAGUGUGACUGCAGAAAUGAAAUCACAACUUUACACAUUUGCAUACACUUCAUACAAAGAAAUUGUCAACUCUCAUCCAAAUCACCCAGUGAACUGGCACAAAAACUAUGCCAUUGCCUGUGAGAGGAUGUUGCGUCUCCAUCGGGUGGAUGUGGAUCCUGAAACGUUGCUCUCUGAAACUGUGAAACAUUUCCUCCUCUACACUGAGAAAGCAGAAGACGAUCCCCAGCGGCAGGAUAUUCUGCAGGCUGUAAAACACCUGAAGAAAGAGUUGCAGGGGCUGAGGAAAAUGAAAGAAGAUCUGAGGCAGGGAGCUGGGUAGCACCCAGUCCUCCACCCGCCUGCCAAAGUGCUGAAAUUAAGUCAGGACUUAAAAUCUGAGCUAGUUCUUGACAACAUUGAGAAUGGUUUUAAAAGGUGACAGAAAUGGCAGAGAGAGGAAGUUGAGUGUUAUUGCCUCCGCAGGAAUGUACUGUUGUUUAGUCUUUGAUUGCUGUUGCCAAAAACUGUUUGCAUUGUUUUGAGGGUUGGUUGUUUUUGUGGUUUUUUUUUUCUGGGGGGAAGCUCAUCACUACAUAAAAUACUGGGUUUCAAAAAGGAGAAUUUCUUUUAAAAUAAACCAGUGAAUCUGUUGUA